AUGCUAAUUCUGGGUGAACACAAAAUCCUGCUUUUUAUCGUUGCAGGCCAGUGGUCCACCUACGGUGCCAUAUUUGAAGGCAACUCGGCCAAGGACGACGAGAUCUUCAAGCAGGCGGUGGCGGACUUGAGCCUCAACGAUGACAUCUUGCAGAGCGAGAAAAUCACAUACACGAUCAAACUUAUAGAAGCCAACAACCCCUUCCACGCCGUCCAGGAAGCCUGUGACCUGAUGACCCUGGGGAUAUUAGCCUUAGUCACCUCCACCGGAUGUGCUUCUGCCAAUGCCCUGCAGUCUUUGACAGAUGCCAUGCACAUCCCCCACCUCUUCGUACAGCGCAACACAGGAGGGUCCCCACGGACAGCUUGCCACCUAAAUCCUAGCCUUGAGGAGGAUGAAUACACGCUAGCAGCCAGGCCGCCUGUUCGCCUCAAUGAUGUUAUGCUGAAGCUAGUCACCGAAUUGCGAUGGCAGAAAUUUAUAGUGUUCUAUGACAGCGAUUACGAUAUCCGUGGUCUACAAGGAUUUCUGGACCAAGCUUCAAAGCUAGGACUUGAUGUAUCUUUACAAAAAGUAGACAGAAACAUCAGCAGGGUUUUUGCCAGCCUUUUCACUACUAUGAAAACAGAAGAGUUGAAUCGCUAUCGAGAUACGUUACGAAGAGCGAUCUUACUUCUGAGUCCAAGGGGAGCACAAACUUUUAUCAACGAGGCAGUGGAAACCAACCUGGCUUCAAAGGAUAGUCACUGGGUCUAUGUUAAUGAGGAAAUCAGCGAUAAUGAAAUUUUGGAAUUGGUGCACAGUGCUCUUGGGAGGAUGACCGUCAUACGGCAGAUCUUCCCUCUGUCCAGAGAGAACAAUCAGCGAUGCAUGAGGAACAACCACCGGAUAUCUUCGCUCCUCUGUGACCCACAAGAAGGUUAUCUUCAGAUGCUUCAGGUCUCCAACCUCUAUCUCUAUGACAGUGUGCUUAUGUUGGCCAACGCCUUCCACAGAAAGCUGGAGGACAGGAAGUGGCACAGCAUGGCAAGCCUGAACUGCAUGAGGAAAUCAACCAAGCCUUGGAACGGAGGCCGCUCCAUGCUGGAAACGAUUAAGAAGGGUCACAUCACUGGUCUCACAGGUGCUAUGGAGUUCAGAGAAGAUGGUGCCAACCCCUACGUCCAAUUUGAAAUCCUUGGAACCAGCUACAGUGAAACAUUCGGGAAAGAUGUGCGGAGGUUGGCAACAUGGGACUCUGAGAAGGGGAUGAACGGCAGUCUGCAGGAACGGCGCUUGGGCAGUGACUUGCAAGGAUUAACACUGAAAGUGGUGACUGUCUUGGAAGAACCUUUUGUUAUGGUGGCUGAGAAUAUACUUGGACAACCCAAGCGCUAUAAAGGCUUCUCCAUUGAUGUUCUGGAUGCCCUUUCGAAGAAUCUGGGCUUCAAGUAUGAGAUAUAUCAAUCUCCAGACGGCAGAUAUGGGCAACAGCUCCAUAACAGCUCGUGGAAUGGCAUGAUUGGAGAACUAAUUAACAAGAGAGCUGACUUGGCCAUCUCCGCCAUCACUAUCACACCGGAACGGGAGAGUGUUGUUGACUUCAGCAAGCGCUAUAUGGAUUAUUCUGUAGGAAUCCUGAUCAAGAAACCAGAAGAGAAGAUCAACAUCUUUUCUCUCUUUGCCCCCUUUGAUUUUGCGGUGUGGGCUUGCAUUGCUGCGGCCGUCCCUGUUGUUGGCGUCCUGAUAUUUGUGCUGAACCGAAUCCAAGCAGUAAGAGCCCAGAACUCUUCCCAGUCCCCUGCUUCUGCUUCCUCCACACUUCACAGUGCCAUUUGGAUUGUAUACGGGGCCUUUGUUCAGCAAGGUGGGGAAUCUGCAGUCAAUUCCAUGGCGUUGCGGAUUGUGAUGGGUAGCUGGUGGCUCUUCACUCUUAUUGUGUGUUCAUCCUACACAGCGAACCUAGCGGCGUUUCUCACUGUGAACAGAAUGGACAAUCCUAUCAGAACAUUCCAGGAUCUUUCCAAACAAAUGGAUGUAUCUUAUGGUACUGUCCGGGAUUCUGCGGUUUAUGAAUACUUCAAAGCAAAAGGAACAAACCCUCUGGAGCAAGACAGCACCUUUGCUGAGUUGUGGAAGACUAUCAGCAAGAAUAAUGGAGCUGAUAACUGCGUGGCAAAUCCCUCUGAAGGCAUCCGGAAGGCAAAGAAAGGCAACUACGCAUUCUUGUGGGAUGUUGCAGUCGUGGAGUACGCGGCGUUGACGGACGAUGAGUGCUCCGUGACCGUCAUUGGAAACAGCAUCAGCAGCAAAGGAUAUGGGAUAGCGCUCCAGCAUGGCAGUCCAUACAGGGAUCUCUUCUCCCAAAGGAUCUUAGAACUACAAGAAGCUGGAUACCUGGAUGUGUUCAAAGAGAAAUGGUGGCCACGAAUGGGACGCUGUGAUCUGAACAGCCACACCAACGCACAGACGGAUGGGAAGGCCCUGAAGCUUCACAGUUUUGCAGGGGUCUUCUGCAUUUUGGCAGUGGGCCUGCUCCUGGCCUGUUUGGUGGCAGCCCUGGAGUUGUGGUGGAGCAGCAACCGUUGUCAUCAAGAGACACCCAAAGAGGAUAAAGAAGUGAACCUGGAACAGGUCCACAGGCGUAUGAACAGUUUAAUCGAUGAAGAUUUAGCUCACAAGCAACUCUCCCCAGCAUCCAUCGAAAUCUCAGCCUUGGAGAUUGGGGGCAUGCCACCCAGUCAGACCCUAGAGCCUGUCCGUGAAUACCAGAACACACAACUUUCUGUCACCUCCUUUUUACAAGAACAGACAACUCAUGGUGCCAGCAGGACACUCACAGGUGCCUCUGGUAGCAACCUGCCGCUGCCUAUGAGCAGCUCAGCUACCAUGCCCUCUAUACAGUGUAAACACAGAUCACCAAAUGGAGGACUAUUUCGUCAGAGCCCUGUGAAAACCCCCAUCCCAAUGUCCUUUCAGUCUGUGCCGGGGGGAGUCAUUCCAGAAGCCAUGGAGUCAUCCCAUGGAACAUCCAUAUAAUGAA
Messenger RNA from Zootoca vivipara (common lizard), 3022 nucleotides. It is a transcript of the gene GRID1, whose product is annotated as glutamate ionotropic receptor delta type subunit 1. Gene Ontology annotation, biological process: monoatomic ion transport. Lineage: Eukaryota; Metazoa; Chordata; Lepidosauria; Squamata; Lacertidae. Gene Ontology annotation, cellular component: membrane. Gene Ontology annotation, molecular function: ligand-gated monoatomic ion channel activity; signaling receptor activity. The record is from RefSeq and is a predicted model, not a curated record.